Exaiptasia diaphana is the source of this 2812-nucleotide messenger RNA. Its product is annotated as germinal-center associated nuclear protein. The coding region runs from base 12 to 2585 and encodes 857 amino acids. Lineage: Eukaryota; Metazoa; Cnidaria; Anthozoa; Actiniaria; Aiptasiidae. The transcript has 22 exons. The record is from RefSeq and is a predicted model, not a curated record.
UUCAUGAUUUAAUGCAUCCACUAAAAAUCCAUAAUCUUUACUUUGAAACAUAUUUAUUUCUAUAUUCUUAUCUUCAGAGUAAUGAGACCCUUAAACCAUCUGUGCAAAUAAAUGCUGAGGAGCUGAAAGAAGUCACAAAGACCUUAUUUGUUGAAGUUAUCAAUGAGCUGUUGGUUGAUAUUACAAAUGAUGCAUUUGAGAAGGUCCAACAGCUUCUUACUAUGUCCAAUGACAUUGCCAGAGAAAUAGAAGAAUGUAGUGUCUCUAUACUUAUACAGGAAAUUGUAAAAAGUGUGAUACUUGAUGAGCAACGACAACAGAACAUGGAAGCAGAACAAGCAGCACAACGAGAGAAAGCAUCCUCCACUUUGGCAUCUGAUAUAGUUAAUGAGGUCAUUGAAGAGGAAUUGUAUCGUAGUGCCUCCUCUGUUUACAAUAUUGAGCAUCAAAAGCUUGUCCRACGCUAUGAGGAAUUGGCAACACAGCAAAUCAGCCAAAACAUUCUUGAGCAAACUGUCCUUGAUGAAAUACAGAAAACUGUUCAWGAGAGUUUUAAAGAACUCAAGUCCCUUAGAAAAUCAACAUUACAAAAGAUUUCUAACAGCUUUAUGGUGACUAGAAAAGAAAGGUAUUUUAAGAGAUGGAUCAAAUCAUACCAUUCCCUAGUAAAACUUAAAAGACUGCUAAGUAACUUCCCAUCUCAUUGCUCACUGGCGAGCCCUGAACAGCAACUGAGUCAGUUGAUUGGUCCACAGUUUGAUGCUGGCACAUGUACAUUCCAUACCACAAGGAUCCUUAGAGAUGAACAAAACAUAUCAAAGACCUUAUCACAAAGGCAAGCUGUGCUGGAAAAAAAUAGGUCUGAGGUGCUACGCUCUAUUGACAUUCCUCAAUUGAUCGCCGGCUUAUCCAGCCCACAAUUCUUCACAAARACAACAGUAAAGUCUUGUAUGGACUGGAAGCUUCUGCUGUCAUUCAGGAAUCCCUGUCAGGAUCUUGAUUAUCCUGUUUUUAAUCAAAGUGAAGCUCAUGUCAAUUUAUCAGUGAUUAGGGAAAAAUUUUCAAAAGGGACAAUUACAGAAAAGACAGCUGAUAGUCUUUCAGGAAAGCUUGAGCUGCUAUCUUUGUACAGUGCAGAAGUGCCAUCAAGAUUAUCGACUGCAAAGCGAUGCCGUAUUUGUACAUUGGCUUCAUAUGGGAUUCUAUCUAAUACUGAUUUAACAAACCUUACAUCAUCACGCCAAUUGCAAGGAACCAGUGCUAUUCUUAUUAUAACUGAAUCAAGUGAAUUGCUAUCCUACUCACAUCGCCAGGAUUUGCGUAUAAGAGUUCAAAGACUUUUACAAAGCAAGCCAGAUAUCCCAGCAAUCCCAGUAGUUAUUUUGUUUCUUGAUAAUAGUUUGCAGCAACAUCAUAUUACACAAGAUGCAGUUAUUGAUGCAGUUGGCAUCCACCAUCACUCUAAUCACAUAUCAGAAGCUACAGUUAUCAUGCUUCCAUCAAUUACAGAAAUACAAAUACUGAAUGAUGUGUUACAAGAAGCUGUUACAUGGCUCCUACAACGUUCAAAUGAUCAKCUGGAACUUGAAUCUAAUUCUCUAAAGAACUAUGUGGAGGAAGGAAUGCAACGUUACUUUUGGACAAGUUUCUACGAUGAUUUUGCCACAAGGAAGAGGGCUGGACUUAAUGAUCAGUGUCCAGAAGCACUGAUUGCCAUGUACAAUGCAGUGAUAGAACACCUAGCAUCAGUAGCAUCAUCAUCUAAACUUUGUCGUGUGUCCUGGCCUAUCAAGGAGUUCUGCAAAGCUGAAUCAAGGGGUGUACCACACAUUGACUGGAACUCUGAACCAAGUUUGUCUUCCCUCAGGAGUGUGAUCUUGUCACUUCUUCUUCCACUUCCUCCCCCUAGAGCAGAAAAUGGAUUGUGGGAUUCAGAAGCUCUGCUGUGUCAACUCUACGUUCAACAGAUUCCUCAAAAUUCGACAUAUUUAGCGCAGAGGAUAGAUAGGUUGUUACAUCACAAGCGUCUUUCACUUCACGAAUCACAGCUUUCUGCUGAAGAAGUACCCUGGACACAAGUGAUUGAGGCCUCUAUCUCAUCUCUUAUGACGUCAUUAUACUCAGACCCAGUGCUCUCUAAUACAGAGGUUUAUUUCUUUGUAAACGAAAUUGAUGCAUUUGAACAGCCUGAGAUCUGGCAGAAAGCAGCAUUUUCUUCCAAAGAAGAAAGUACAUUUGAAUUAGAAAAGAAAAGAAUUCAACAGAGUUCAUCAAUGACAUCGAAAGAUGCAUUAAUAUAUGAAUCAGUACAAGUGAUUGAUAAAGACUUGGAAGCUAUACUAAAAAAUAGCAARAUGCGUUCAGUAGAAAAGAAGAAGCAGACAACUUCGUUGGAGAAUUCAAUMAUUGACCUUAAAGGAAAGCUUGGUACAGCUUUGCUAGAAGCUCGUGAUGAUAUUAUAAGUUUUGAAAAAGAUAUUCAGAGGUGGCUGCCAGAAAGUUCGAAGAAACGUAAAGCGGAAGCUAUCCUACAUUUCCAGAAUGAUGGCUUUGUAGUAGCCCCUCUGUGUCUUUGGAACCAAUAGGUCUAUGRCCAUGAAAUUUCCACGCAAUGAUCACCCACGUACAACGAACCACCACAUCCAAUCUUGACCCGUGGGAACUAAAUGUGACGUCAUAAUGACGUCAUUUACAUCAUUUUAACGAUUUAUAAUGCAUUUUGAUAAAUUGCCUACAAUGCCAUAGAAAAUGUUUCAAUAUCAUCUAACAAUUGAAUGAUCGAAUCAAAGAAUUGCAUGCUCGAAUACUCCAG